This is a messenger RNA of Drosophila montana, 828 nucleotides long. RefSeq lists its product as uncharacterized. Lineage: Eukaryota; Metazoa; Arthropoda; Insecta; Diptera; Drosophilidae. The coding region runs from base 159 to 515 and encodes 118 amino acids. The record is from RefSeq and is a predicted model, not a curated record. The transcript is spliced from 2 exons.
UCAGUUGCUGACUGUCAAGUGUCCAGUGCAAAGCUCCACAAAGCAAGCAAAAAGUUGAACCUCUGUGAAAGGAACCGUGUGGAAAACCAAUUAAACAAUAUAUUGCACACACAUUAUACAAAGAAAACCAUCUGCCAAUAAUAUAAAUAAAUCGCAAAAUGUACGCGGAAAAAGUUUGUGUCGCACUCGCGUUCAUUGCCUGCCUCGCCUGCAUCGCCGAUGCGGCUGUUUACACUCAGCCCGCGGUCAUCCAUCCUGCGCAUCCCGGCAAAUGCUACGACAAGCUGACCAGACGCUCCAUGCUACCCGACAAGGAGUACAAGCCGAAGGGCAUCUGUGCCGCCAUGACGUGCGACAUUGAGGCGCGUCAGAUCAAUAUCGAGACCUGUCCCUACAUUGAGAUGCCCGGCUGCGAGGAGCUGCCCAGUGACCUCAACUGGAGCUUCCCCAAGUGCUGUCCACAGUUCAAGUGCGUCGACUUUAAGACCGGAAAGGAGUUUGUCGUCUCCGUUUAGAUCCAGAGAGCAACAUACUCUACAUACUCUCUCAUGGGGGAGGGGGCAGUGGUGCCGCGGGUGGGGCCAAACGUGAUUUUACAUGAAAUGUAUUCGUAGUUUUCUAGUUAUUUGACUGUGUGUGUAUGUGUGCUAGUUUGUAAGCCCGUUUGUUUGGUUUUGUGUGAAUGAUUCAUUUAGCAGGCAUAAUUUAUUUAUUAUUCUAAUUUGUACAUAACAAAACGAUUUGCAUUCAUUUCUUGUAAAACUCUUGAUGAUCUUUAAUCAUGUUUCAUGUGUGAACAGUUUUUCUGUGUAUAUACAGAACUAUAUA